This is a messenger RNA of Serpula lacrymans var. lacrymans S7.9, 501 nucleotides long. RefSeq lists its product as uncharacterized. NCBI's taxonomy places the organism in Eukaryota, Fungi, Basidiomycota, Agaricomycetes, Boletales, Serpulaceae. The transcript is spliced from 4 exons. The record is from RefSeq and is a predicted model, not a curated record. The coding region runs from base 1 to 501 and encodes 166 amino acids.
AUGUUGAAAAAGGAAAUCCAUCGUCUGAUCAGUGAGUCUGAUGCUGGUCGGCCCAUCUCCAGUUUCAUACAGGGUCGUGAGCUACUUACGUUCAAGGGCUCCCGUAGACAUAUUGUUCUAGAAGCAGCUUCCGUUACUCUUGCCCACAGCUUCCCGUCCGCAUUCACUCGAAUGAUAGAUGCCUCUAGACUAAGAUCUGUCGUGCCUUGGGCCAUCACCCAAAGCAAUCAUCAAGCUAAACUCAUCGGCUUUCGAAGCCUCCUUUCUGUACGCGGGAAAUUGGACAGAGGAGCGCUAUCGUACAGCCUCACGACUAUCCUUGCGGUGCCGGGUAGAAUGUUCUUCGGUGGAAGAAUCCCAAUGCAGAGUGCAGAUUUUGUGUUCUCGGCCUGCAUCAAUGAAUCUUCCCAUAAUCAUUUGCGCAGCACAGCUCCCCUCCGACGUGGCGACGUCUUAUUCUUCUGCAGAGGAGUAAUUCUUGAUCAGGGCGUCAUUAAGUGA